GGGAUAUAGCAUAAAUCCAUAUUUGUGAUAGCACAACUGUAUUCCGCAUACAGCUCCAUUUUCUGAAUAUUCUCAGUUCUAUCUGAUUCAAGUGAAGUCGAUUUUCCAUUGCUAGAGACAAUUCCAUUUGCUUCAUCUCUACUUCUAGAUCCAGGGUUUCAGAUUUUUAGGAAAAAAACAUGGCUUUGGGCAAAGCUAUCCAGACAUUGAGAGAGGACAUCACCUGCUCCAUCUGCCUGGAGCUGAUGACCAACCCUGUGAGUAUAGAUUGUGGACACAGCUAUUGCCGUUCUUGCAUCAUGAGAUAUUUUAAGAAACAAGCACUUUGGUCAACAUGUACAUGGAAAACCAACUGCCCCGUAUGUAGGGCAGAGUUUCAACAGGAUAGCAUCCGACCUAUAAAGCAGCUAGGAAAUCUUAUCAACACCGUCAAGAAGAUGGAGCAGGAAUGUUUGUGUGAGGAGCACGGAGAGCAGCUCCACCUCUUCUGUGAGGAUGAAGAGCAACUCAUCUGCUGGCGCUGUGAGCGGACACCACAACACAAAGGACAUGUCACUGUUCUUGUAGAAGAUGCAUGUAAAGUCUACAAAGAUAAAUUCCAGGAGGUUUUAAUAGAGCUGAGAAAACUCGAAGACAAGAAUAAACAAUGGCAGAUGAACACUGAAGAGAAAAAACAAAUGUGUCAGACUGAAAUAAUACAUAAAAGAAAUCAGAUCGAGUCUUACUUUAAAGAGUUUUUUGUGAUCCUACAAGAAGAGGUGGGGUCUUGUCUAUGGCGACUGAUGAAUGCAAGAAUGGAUGUUCUGCAGAGACUGCAGGACAGUGAAGCCAAGCUGGAAAAGCAGGGCCAGGAAAUCAGUAGCCACAUCCUGGAACUCGAGAGAAAAUGUCAAGGCUCAGCCCAGGAUGUAUUGCAGGAUGUGAGAGGCAACUGGAAUAGGUUUUCUGCUCUAAAGCUACAUGAACCAGAGGAUACCUUAUUGGAUACUCACAUCAUGCAAAAUGUUUCUGUGCGCUGCUUUAAAUUGAAGGAAUUUUUUGAUGCCUAUGGAGUUACCAUUACUCUGGAUUCAGAUACAGCUCACAACGACCUACGUAUAGCUAGGAAUAAACAGAAAGUGGCUUGGGGAUCGCAGCAAAAGAAGCCUGACACUCCUGUGAGGUUUAGAGACUUACCUUGUAUCCUGGGCUGUCAGAUCUUCACCUCAGGAAACCAAUUUUUUCAAGUGUCCCAAUUAAAAGGACCUGAGUGGGAUGUAGGAGUUUGUCUGGAAAAUGUGCCAAGAGACAAUGACAUACGAGAGCCUGCGUCUGGUUUCUGGGCCAUUAGAUGUUGCAAAGAGAGUCGCUAUGAAGCCCUUACAUCACCCCCAACUCCCCUUCAGCUUGAGAAGAAUAUUGAAUCAAUGAAGGUUUUCUUGGACUAUGAGAAUGGAUGUGUAUCAUUUUAUGACACUUCUACUCACUCCCACAUCUUUGCCUUCCAAAAUGCCUCCUUCUCUGGGCCUCUGAGAGCUUAUUUCCGUAUUGGUAAAUAUUCUUCCUUGUCCCUGAAUUGA
Suncus etruscus (white-toothed pygmy shrew) is the source of this 1559-nucleotide messenger RNA. Its product is annotated as E3 ubiquitin-protein ligase TRIM38-like. Gene Ontology annotation, molecular function: zinc ion binding; protein binding. The coding region runs from base 180 to 1559 and encodes 459 amino acids. The record is from RefSeq and is a predicted model, not a curated record. NCBI's taxonomy places the organism in Eukaryota, Metazoa, Chordata, Mammalia, Eulipotyphla, Soricidae. The transcript is spliced from 6 exons.